Molecule: messenger RNA, 600 nt
Organism: Diuraphis noxia (Russian wheat aphid)
Lineage: Eukaryota; Metazoa; Arthropoda; Insecta; Hemiptera; Aphididae
Source: RefSeq, a predicted model, not a curated record
AUGGCUAUUUGCGAUUCUAACUACUGCUUUAGAGUAAUUGAUGUGGGUUCUUACGGGAAGGAGAGUGACUGCAAUGUCUUCAAAACAUCUGCUUUUGGCAAAAAAAUUUACAUGAACAGAACAAACUUUCCUGCUAAUCAAUGCUUACCAAAUGACAAUCUUGGUAUACCACUACCAUUUGUGUUAAUGGCUGAUGAAGGAUUUGCUCUGCAUAAGAAUUUAUUAAGGCCAUUUCCAGGAAGAAGUUUAAAUGACCAGAGAAGAAUAUUUAAUUACCGAUUAUUUAGGGCCCGUCAGUAUAUUGAAUGUUCUUUUGGUAUUAUGUCAAAAAAGUGGAGGGUUUUCCAGACCAGCAUGCUUGUAGAACCAGAAACUGCGGUUAAUAUUACAAGAGCCUGCUGUAGUGUACUUCAUAAUUUUAUGCGACGGUGUGAUGGGUUUAACUCUGAAGACACCCAAAGUUCCAUGGAAAGCAUAACUGAAAGAAGAGGAGUGGGAAACUCUUCAACCAAUGCAAAAUAUGUCAGAGAGUACUUUGUGCAACAUGUUAAUUAUACAAACCAUGCGCUUGACUGGCAAAACAAUGUCAUUUGUCAGUAG